GCGAUGGAGGGGAUAAAGUUCCCUGAGCCACCGCAAGCCUCCGCUCGCUUGCCGGUGCUCUGAACUUUGCCUUUAAGUUUGCAUGGCUGCAUCCGCGCCAGGCUCCGGCGAGCGGAUGCUUUAGACCCCGCUUAGCAAGGCCGUGCUUCUCCCGAGACCCCCACCAAGCCAAGCCUCUGGGUGCUUUGCAAGGAGGUCGCUGGUUGGAAGAAGACUGUUCAUGACUUGUGACCAAAGCUUUGCCACCCUGCCUGGUGGACAGCAAAAGGAGACCUUCUGCUGGAGCGGGACAGCAUCCAUCUCCUGAAGCCCACGGAGGGAAGAAGGAGCCAGUCAUGGCAGCCAAUGGCUCCGGCAGGUUGCACGAUGCCUUGUUGGACAACAGCUUUGCCAGUACCGACGAACUCGUUUCUGACUGGUACAUCUACGAAACCAUGGAGCCGGCCAUGCCACAGGAUGACAUGUUUUCCAGCGGAAUCCCAGACUGCAACCCCACCGUUUCUCCCAGACUGUAUCACAUCUGCAUGGCACCAGUCUCCCUGGCUGUGCUCGUGGGCUUGUCCUUGCUGGUGAAACGCAGGCGUAUCCACUGGAGCUGCUGGAACGGCAUCCCGGGACUGCUCAGCCCAGCCAACUUUCUGGAGGAGGAAGGCAACCGAGGGCUGGUGGCUGCGGUGUUCGGCAUCCUGUUCUCCUCCCUGUGCGUGUUGGUCUUGGACAGGGACCCUCUGCCGCUCGUCGCCCACUCCUCCCAGAGCACCCGGGAGUACUGGAAGAUCCUGGCUUUGCUCUACUACCCUGCCUUCUACUACCCCCUGAUCGCCUGUGCCACGGUCCGGCACAGGGUCAGCUACCUCGUGGGCUGCCUGCUCUCCUGGUGCCAUUGUGUGGUCCACAUCUGGCAGAAGGUGGAUUGUCCCCAGUCACCGAAGAUAUACAGGUACUACUCCAUGCUCUCUUACAUCCCCAUCAUCCUCUGCCUUGUGCUCUUAAGCCUUUGGUAUCCAGCCCUGCUCAUCAGGAGCUUCACCGGGCAGGAGGAGACCUUGGAUAAGGAGGUUACCGGGCGAGGUUAUUACAAGAAGUACCUAAAGGCUGUCCUGUCCAAAAACCCUCGGAAGGGGAGCUCCACAAAGAUAGAAGAGAACCUCCUGUCAAGGGUCCAGACAUAUUUACGCUCCUACAUCUACGUUCCCGAGGAAGGUUUCCAGAUCCCGCUGAAGCUCGUCCUGUCCAUAACCAUGGCCAUGCUUGCUGUCUACCAGGUCGCUCUGCUGCUUCUGGUAGCCGUCGUCCCCACCAUCCAGAUUGUGCGGGCGGGAAUGACAAAGGACAUCGUGAUAUUGUUGGUCCAGUUUGGCUUGGUGCCCUCGGAGAGCCCGGCUGUCCCGGGUGACAUGGAGAAGGAGCUCAACACCGUCAAGUACUACCUGUGGUCACUGGAAGUCUGCUACAUCUGCUCACUGGUGCUGUGCUGCCUGCUGACCUGCGCCAUGCUCCUGAGGACGCUGGUGAUGCACAGGAACAACCUGAAGGCACUCUACCAAGGGGCUGUGCUGGAUGUUUUCUACAAAGCCCAUAUCCUACGCCCAUCCCGACAAGCCAUCGUCUGCUGGAUGAGCUUCGCCGCCUUCCAGACAGCUUUUGCCUGCCUGGGUCUCCUCAUCCAGCAAGUGAUUUUCUUCAUCUGUUCCGUGGGCUUUACCUUCCUCUUCAUCAUCCCGCUCCAGUCCGGCACAAACACGCCCCUCUUCAAAAUCAUUCAGAACAUGUGGCCCUUCUGGUUGACCCUGGUUGUUGCCAUCAUUGUGCAAAAUUUGGCGGCUCACUACCAAUUCCUGGAGCAGCAUCCCCUUCGCAAGGAGCUCACCAACAGGCGAGCUCUCUACAUAGUCACCUACCUGCUCUUCCCCAUCAAUGUCCUGGUGGGUGUCCUGGCUGGGGUGUGGAGGAUGGUCAUUUCUGGCCUUUAUAACGCUGUCCACUUCUCCCAGCUGGACAUCAGCCUGCUGAACCGCAGCGUGGAGACCUUCGACCCAGGCUACCGCACUUACUGCCACUAUCUGAAAAUCGAGGUCAGCCAGUCCCACCCGGUGAUGAAAGCUUUUUGCUUGCUGCUCCUCCAGCUAGCCAGGCCGGAGGGGCCACCGGAGCUCCGGGCCAGCAACGUGGAAGAAGGCAUCCAGCUGAUGCAGCCCAAGAAGGCACCUCCGAGCAGAGCCAGGUUCAAGCAGAGCCGAGCCCGCUGGUGGCUGGCCUACACACUCCUCAAUAACCCCUCCCUGACUGCUUGCCGGAAAACCGCUCUCUCCGACCCCACGGCCAAUGGCACCCAGCUCAGCCCCCCCAAGCCCUGACCUCCAGAGAAGCCCCCCACCUCCAUCCACCUCCCACGCACGCUCCUGUCCCAUCCCGUCCCUGUCUCCUGUUGACUCUCCUCCUGCACUGGCAGGAGUUUUGGGUACCUCUUGCCCAUCUCCAGCCUCUGGUCCCUCUUCAGCGGUGACAGGGGCUGGUUUUUAGCUCUAGGUCUAUGCUGAGCCACUACCAAGGUCCAGAGGUGAAGACAAAUGGGUUACCUUCAAACCUGCCCUGAACGGAGAGGGGUUGAUGAGCCAAGUGAAACCCUUCAGGCAUCUCAGAAACAUCUUAGGAAUCACUCCUGCGAUGAGCCCACCAGUUCUCAACAGUUGCCUUUCUGACAUGUAGCAAGGCAGGCACAAGCCCACAGCACCAGGGCAAUAACGAAAGAGGGAGAAGGUGUGUGUUUGUGUGUGUGGAGGGAUCCUCAACCAGACUGAGCAUGAGAAACUACCUGCAUCUCAGCAUGGUCUCCCUGUGGAGAAGGUCCCCACUACCAACCCCAUCCCCAGCUUCUCCCUUUCAGGUCUGAUCCUGGCUCUCCUUGGGCACUAUACCUAAACCUGGGACAUUUUUUUUUU
Molecule: messenger RNA, 2942 nt
Organism: Harpia harpyja (harpy eagle)
Lineage: Eukaryota; Metazoa; Chordata; Aves; Accipitriformes; Accipitridae
Gene: STRA6
Product: signaling receptor and transporter of retinol STRA6
Exons: 19
Coding region: 336-2357 (673 amino acids)
Biological process (GO): vitamin A import into cell
Cellular component (GO): plasma membrane
Molecular function (GO): signaling receptor activity; retinol transmembrane transporter activity
Source: RefSeq, a predicted model, not a curated record